Molecule: messenger RNA, 2998 nt
Organism: Vicia villosa (hairy vetch)
Lineage: Eukaryota; Viridiplantae; Streptophyta; Magnoliopsida; Fabales; Fabaceae
Product: eukaryotic translation initiation factor-like
Exons: 9
Coding region: 237-2567 (776 amino acids)
Cellular component (GO): eukaryotic translation initiation factor 4F complex
Molecular function (GO): mRNA binding; protein binding; translation initiation factor activity
Source: RefSeq, a predicted model, not a curated record
UCAGUAAUAAGGGUUUUUUGUGACCCCUCCGUUGUACCGCACGCAGUUCUCUCUUCUUCUCACUCCGCAGAAGAGAGAGAAAUAUCCAAUACCUAGCCUCUCUCUCAUCUUCACAAUCCAAUCUCUUCCAUUUAUCCUAUCCUUUUUCAAUCGCCGCCGCCGCACCUCCGUUGCCGGUGAAGUUUGUCUUUUUGUUAGCAAUCUCUGUAAAACGCCAGAUCGAUCUCACACAAGGUAUGCAGCAAGGUGAUCAAACUGUUCUAAGCUUGAGACCUGGUGGUGGUCGAGGAAACAGGCUUCUCGCGCCUAGAUUUGAAUCGUCCUCUUCCAACUCAUCGGUUUCCCCGGCUUUUGGUUCCUUUUCGUCUGAUCUUCUUCGUCAACAUGGUGCCGCUCAAUCUCAUUUCGCAUUCAAGAUUGGAGAUUCACAGUUUGAUGGCCAUGAGCGGGUGCGAUAUUCCAGAGAAGAGCUCUUGCAUAUUAAGAAGACUGUUGAGGAGACCCCUGAGGAGAUCCCUGAAGAUAUUUUAAAGCUCAGACAUGAAAUCGAUGCUGAACUUUUUGGUGAAGAUCAAAGUUGGGGUCGUGUCGAAAGCAAUGCUCCAACUCAAACUCAAACUCGAUAUGCUGAACCAGAUAAUCGUGAUUGGCGUGGCCGAUCUGCGCAACUUCCGGUUAACGCAGAUGAGAGGUCUUGGGAUAAUAUCAAGGAGAAUAGAGAGUUUGGCACUAGUCAACCAAAUUCUCAGUACCCACGUUCUAGCCAAGGGGGAGGACCUGCUCCUACUCUAGUAAAGGCUGAGGUACCAUGGUCUUUUAGAAGGGGAAGUCUCUCUGACAAGGACCGUGUCUUAAAAACAGUUAAAGGUAUACUGAAUAAGUUGACUCCGGAAAAAUUUGAUCUUUUGAAGGGUCAGUUGAUCGAUUCUGGCAUUACAUCAGCUGAUAUAUUGAAGGGAGUUAUUUCGCUGAUAUUUGACAAGGCAGUGCUUGAACCAACAUUCUGCCCCAUGUAUGCGCAACUGUGUUCUGAUCUUAAUGAAAAGCUGCCCCCAUUCCCAUCUGAAGAACCUGAUGGUAAAGAAAUAACUUUUAAGAGAGUACUCUUGAAUAACUGCCAGGAAGCUUUUGAAGGCGCUGGUAAAUUGAGGGAAGAAUUGGCGCAGAUGACUUCUCCUGAGCAGGAGUCAGAGCGACGUGACAAGGAAAGGGUUGUCAAGAUCCGUACCCUUGGAAACAUCCGUUUAAUUGGAGAGCUGCUGAAGCAAAAAAUGGUUCCUGAAAAGAUUGUCCACCACAUUGUUCAGGAGCUUUUAGGAGCUUCUGACAGCAAGGUCUGUCCAGCUGAGGAAAAUGUUGAAGCCAUAUGUCAUUUUUUCAACACUAUUGGCAAGCAGCUUGAUGAAAGCCCAAAAUCACGACGUAUAAAUGAUAUGUAUUUUGGCCGAUUGAAAGAAUUGAGCACUAAUCCCCAACUUGUACCAAGGAUGAGAUUCAUGGUGCGCGAUGUUAUAGAUUUGCGUGCUAGUAACUGGAUCCCAAGACGAGAAGAGGCAAAGGCCAAAACCAUAUCUGAAAUCCAUUCAGAAGCCGAAAAGAAUCUUGGGUUGCGUCCAGGUGCUACUGCUAAUAUGAGAAACACCCGUGUUUCUGGUAUUCAAGGAAAUACCAGCGCUGGAGGCUUUCCCAUUGCACGACCUGGUACAGGAGGUUUAAUGCCUGGUAUGCCGGGUGUGAGGAAGAUGCCUGGGAUGCCUGGUAUUGAUAAUGAUAACUGGGAGGUGCCUAGGACUAGAUCUAUGCCAAGAGGAGACAUGUCGCAAUCUGGAGGACGUGGCCAGUCUCCUUUCCUUUCCAAGCCAUCCCCUGCCCUAAACUCAAAGUUACUGCCUCAAGGUAGCAGUGGUCUUGUAAGUGGGAAAAAUAGUGCACUGGUUCAUGGAGGUCGUCCAACAAGCUUUGCUUCAGCUUUAGAGCCUACGCCUCAAAUCCCUUCACCUGUUAAAUCUGUUUCUGCUGCAUCCCCUGAGAAGCCCCAGGCCCCAGCUGCAAAAUUGAAUAUUGAUGACCUUCAACGCAAAACCGUCUCUCUUCUGCAAGAGUAUUUCAAUGUUCGACUUUUGGAUGAGGCAUUGCAGUGCGUGGAGGAAUUAAAAGCUCCGACUUAUUACCCAGAGUUCGUCAAGGAAGCCAUUUCCCUUGGGCUAGAUAAAAGCCCGCCAUGUGUUGAGCCUGUUGCUAAGCUUAUUGAGCAUCUGUUUUUGAAGAAGAUUCUCUCAGCUAGAGACAUAGGCACUGGAUGUUUGUUAUUUGCUUCUCUGCUUGAUGAUAUUGGCAUAGAUUUACCAAAAGCACCCAGCAACUUUGGCGAGAUAAUAGGGAAACUAGUUUUGGCUGGUGGUUUGGACUUUAAGGUGGUUAGAGAAAUCCUUAAUAAGGUGAGUGAUGACUACUUCCAGAAAGCAAUAUUCAAAGCCACACUCGAGGUAAUUAGCUCUUCAUCCGGGCAAGCUGUGUUGGAUGCACAAGUAUCUGAUAUUGAGGCAUGCCAAGCUCUGCUCCAGUGAGUCGAAAGAUUUCGCAUGCACGAGAAUACUUAUAUCUGGAUGAAUGGAUGGAUGUCUCUCUGUCAUGUUUAAUUACUUUGAAGUUACUUUUACUUUUAUGCUCAUACUGAGUUAUAGAGCAAUCUCUAUUACAGAAUGAUAUUUAAGUGGAGCUUCCAGGGUCAGUAUUUUCUUGAGUUGUAUAAUUUUUGUUUUGUUGUCUAGAGUUGUUUAUUGAGGGAAAAGUUAAAACCAUAAAGCUAAGGAUUUUGUUUUUCAGUUGGCUAAUUCAUAAGCCAAGCAAGCUUCUUCAACAUAGUGGCCCAUUCCUUAGGGGGUCUAAAUGUUUUUGUAUUUCAUUAUUAGUUGCCAUUUUUCUUCUGUUUUUCUUGACAGAGUAAAUUGUUGAACUUAUUGUUAGUUCAUAAAUGCCAUUAUUGUUAUUUCUGUUA